Hyalella azteca is the source of this 6104-nucleotide messenger RNA. Its product is annotated as rhomboid-related protein 2. Gene Ontology annotation, cellular component: membrane. Bases 131 to 1213 code for a protein of 360 amino acids. The record is from RefSeq and is a predicted model, not a curated record. NCBI's taxonomy places the organism in Eukaryota, Metazoa, Arthropoda, Malacostraca, Amphipoda, Hyalellidae. Gene Ontology annotation, molecular function: serine-type endopeptidase activity; calcium ion binding. The transcript is spliced from 7 exons.
CAGAUGUAUUUUCAAUUUCUCUGGAUAAAUUAGUAAAACAUCAAAUUUGCUUUACUGGAUGUGUGUCAUCAAGAGCUAGACACACUGCUUUAGCCAGCCAUUACCCCCUUGUUACAAGGCUGAGAACAACAUGCGGUCCAACGCACCUUACUCUGAACCUAUCAAUUGGCAUGAUAUAUUUUUGAGGAUUGAUGCUGAUGGGGAUGGUUUGAUCCUGAGAUCAGAGCUGCGUCAAUACCUGCUCAGGAAACCCAUCAGUGAAGUGCCGCUCUCUGCAGGCUUGGUGGACAACUUGUUGGCUCGUGUUGACUACAAUGAUGAUGGCUAUAUCAACCUCCAGGAGUUUUAUGCCCUUGUGAAUGUACCGCAAGACGCGCAGGUGCGCUCGGCCGUGCGCCGCGCGCUGGUGCAGGCUGGCCUGUCCAUGACGCCUCGGUCACAAAAGGCGCACGCAGACCGCAUAUACCUGGAGGCUUAUUCCUGCUGCCCGCCUCCUCUCACCAUCCCUGCCUUCGUUAUUGCUCAGAUCUGCGUGUACAUCUAUUACGCGAACAAGAUGGGCAGCGCUGGCCCUUAUUCACCCGUGCCGUUCGACUCGGAGAUCAUCUACGAUCCUAAGCGACGUAUUGAAGCCUGGCGCUUUGUGUCCUACAUGUUCCUCCAUGCUGGAUACGUGCACCUGUUGAGCAACUGCUUCAUGGCGCUGGUGGUGGGGCUGCCCCUGGAGGCGGUGCACAAGUGGUGGCGGCUGCUGCUGCUCUACCUCGCCGGCGUCAUCGCGGGCUCCCUAGCGUCUUCCAUUGCUGACCCUCAGUCAUACCUGGUGGGGGCGAGCGGGGGCGUGUACGCGCUCAUCGCCGCGCACCUGGCGAACGUCAUCCUCAACUGGAGCGAGAUGCCCUUCAACUGGGUGCGUCUGCUGGUGCUGCUCGUCCUCAUGAUCACCGACGUCACGGUCUUCUUCUACAACGCCUAUUACGGCGUUGAUAAUAAGGUAAGCUACUCUGCCCACUUGGCUGGGUUUGUGAGCGGGCUGCUGGUGGGCAUGAUGGUGCUGCGCAACCUCCGCAAGCUGCUGUGGGAGAUCAUCCUCAAGUGGGUUGGCUUUGUCAUCUACAUCGGCUUAUUCACCGCGGCCGUCAUCGUGCACAUCUUCUUCUACAAGGAAGUCGGCAUGUACCCUCCUGAUGCUUACAAGAAUGAUAUUAAUUGAUAUUCUUCUGUAAGUUGGCCUCAAAAGAAGGUUAAAUGUAGCCCCGGAAGUGGAAUUUAUUUUUUGCAUGCGAUUGUUUAAUAGAAUUUACAGCAUAUUUUACAUGGGUAUUGAUAAUAAUAUCAAUGCCAGACCUGAUUGCGUCCAUCAAUAAUAAUCUUGAAACGUAGAAUGUUCUAUAUUAGACAUAAGGUUUAAAGUGUGGAUUCUUAAUAAACGGUUAUAACUUUGAACCUAACAUGAAAGAAAGAUUCUCCUCUAUCUCAUAAUCUUGUGUAAUAUUGUCAUGUUUUGAUGUGUAGGCUGAAUUUAAGAAUGUCUUUUGUAACUGAGAAAAUUAGGUAAAGUAAUUAUUAAAAUGAUGAUAAAUAGCGGCAAACUAAUAAUGAAUUUCGAUUAGAAACGCUAGCAAAGACUAACAUAUUGAAUGUAGUUUUGAAUAUUUGUCAUCAAAUCUGUUGCGUCAGCCUUUUUAUAAUUUUUAGGUAGUGAAGUUCAAGUUGUAUGUUUAAAUGUCUCGCUUUUUGAUUGUUUGUAAAACUGUAAUACUUGAGAUUAAGGUAUUUGUUAUUUGUAAGUCUGCUCAUCGAUUUUUAUGGUAAUUUUCUCAUUAGAAAUAUGUUCAAAGGCAUAAAACAUCGGAGAGAAAAGAGAGAACUUCAGCCGUUGUAAAGCGUGGACCACUCACUGGGGUUCUUGUUUCAUUGACGCCGCGCGUGUACUGGCAUAAAUAUCCAGUGACAGUGGAUUAGUGUCCAGUUAUUGGAUUAGUAUAGUGGAUUAGUGUCCAGUUUGAUGUACAGUGUCCCCUGAUACCACACUUGCAGGGUCCAAGCAGAUUUCAGAGGCACGUGGAAGAACCGUUGGAUUGGAUAGGGCGACUACGGUAGUUUAAUGGUAUAGUCCAUGUGGUCUGGCUCCAUAAUCUUGUCCAGUGGUCUGGCUCCAUGAUCUGGUCCAGUGAUCUGGCUCCAUGAUCUGGUGCAGUGGUCUGGCUCCAUAAUCUGGUGCAGUGGUCUGCCUCCAUAAUCUGGUCCAGUGGUCUGGCUCCAUGAUCUGGUGCAGUGGUUUGGCUCCAUAAUCUGGUGCAGUGGUCUGCCUCCAUAAUCUGGUGCAGUGGUCUGGCUCCAUGAUCUGGUGCAGUGGUCUGCCUCCAUAAUCUGGUGCAGUGGUCUGCCUCCAUAAUCUGGUGCAGUGGUCUGCCUCCAUAAUCUGGUGCAGUGGUCUGCCUCCAUGAUCUGGUGCAGUGGUCUGGUGUCCCACGUCUGAUUUGCUCUGUCUUCGCUCAACAGCUCACCGUUGCUAGUUAUGCUGCCGUGUCCGAGCAGUCAUGUAGAGUACCUCGGUUCAUGAAGCUCACUGUCGACCUGUAGUUACAUUUAUAAUCUCUUGAUAACCGGCUUGUAUCAUUGUGAGUCUCUUGUAUUAGCUUCUAGUAUUCUAAAUGUUCAGGCUCUAACACUCGUCAACGAAUUUCUACCUGAGCUAAAAUAUUAUUUUUAAUGAUCUAAAUGCAACGGUGACUCUUAGGUUAGAGAGUCGCAUGGGACAGCAUAUGGGUACAGCUGCCUUAUAUUUUAUUCUAUGCUGUACUCAAUAUUUACUUCUAACAAUGUCUUUUGAUUACUAGAAACGAAGGCGCCGCCCUUGAAAUAAGUUGCCGCAAUUCUCUCGCGUAAUUCUACGUCUUCAGAAUCUCACGUGAAAGUAUUAAUUCUUGCAUUGAAAGCUGUGGGUCUGAUUAUAGUGUGCAUUUUAUCUUAAUUUUUUAUGCAGGCCUCCCAUUAUAUAAAACAUAAUUUUCAUCGUCGUGCAUAGUGUGUAUUCUCAUCUCAAAGGAGCCAGUACUGAUAUUAUUUCUAAAGCUUUUCAUUUUUAAUCGAUGUCUUGAGCUUUGUUUUGCAGUUUUUUAGUCGGUAGUUUGUCUGCCAUGUUUGACAUCUUCGUGUGAUGCAUGCAUCUGGCAGUGUGGUAGUUCAUGUUAGGGCAUUUAUUGUUAGGUUAAAUUGGCAUCCGUUUAGUAACGUCUGUUUCUUGGUUGAUUCUUGUAUGCAUGCAGUGCUACUUUUCCAGCUUUAAUAUCUAGCUUUAAAAUAAUAUCUACUCAGAGUAGCCGUUUAAUUUAUCUUGCUUUUUAUGGAAAUUAUUUAUUGCUUCUGUCUACAUUCCUCUGAUGUGUAAUGGACUAUGGACCUUUUAAAGAACACGUUUUUCUGUUGACACGCCGCGCAAUUCUUCGGUAGGUUUGUUGCUCAAAUUUGUAUAAAAAAUACGUGACUUAAAAAAUAAUGAUGUUCGUGAGUUGAGUAUUGAUAUAUCUUUUGCUAACUCUCGUCGCCUGAUGAGUUUAAAUUGUAUAUGUAAUCAGGUCCUAAUUUAUGUUAAUGAGCUCAGAAUUGUCAAGCAACUCGGAGCUGCACCAGACUAAGGGCCUUGAUGACUUAAAUAUGUGAUUCAAAUUAUAUUCAUCUAUUCCCGUCGUUCCAGGUUUUUUAAACUUAUAAAGCAAUAAAUCUAUUAAAUUUGUGUCUCCCAGCAUUCUGUUCUUAUGAUGUCUGUGUCUCCCAGCAUUCUGUUCUUAUGAUGUCUGUGUCUCCCAGCAUUCUGUUCUUAUGAUGUCCAUGUCCACCUUGGGAGUGGGAUACUGUAAAUUAUAUGCUUCAGUGUGGGCUGAUAAAUUCCUGUGUAACUUGCCUCUAUCGGUAUUUUUGUCGCAAUGUUCAUUCAAUAACUCAUCAUCACUGCGAGGCGAGAGAGGAGUUCAGACGAGUCAAGGAGUGGAGAGAGAAGCUUAAUUACUAUAGUUGGCCACAGAUAGUAACGACGGUGAAAGAACGUUUAAGCAACGUUAAUUUCACGUCAAAUGUCUGGUUACCAGCUUCUCUUUCUAUUGCCACGCUUCAAGAUUGCGUCCAAGAUGACGUGCCGGCAAGACGCUUGGCUGGCUCAUGUCCCUCACUAUUCAGACGGGGAUCGAUGAAGCUGCCGCUGGGCGUUUCGAAGUUAAUGUGCAAAAAUUAUGUUUUUUUGUGGAAAUAGAUUCAAUUAAUUUGAGAUUUUUAGGUAACAUGUUUAGGAGCCUACAGGCAAUAUGGAGUUCAAAGAACUGUUUGAAUUUGAUAUUAGAAGUGCUGUUUGCGUGUUAUUUUAAACCUUAACCCACUAAGUCGCGGCCAUAUUUGGUUAUUACAAGUUUAUUUUCUAACCAUAUAUUCUAAAAUAUUAUUAGACUAACAAAAUAUUAUCUACCUUCUUUUCGAGUGCACGCGUGUUUCAACUCGUAUACAUGACUAACGUUAACAUGGAAUGACUGCCUCUUGAUUUACCGUAUAAUUUAUUUAUUAUUUUAAUGCUCAAACUUUAUUGUAUUCAUUUGUGCCGCUAUUAACCCUAGGAUUAAUUCCUUUCUUAAAUAUAGAAGUUUGAGAUAAUUGUGUGAAUUGCUUGUGCGAAAUACGUUCAGCGCGUGCAAUGCGUGUAGAUUUUGUUCUCUGUGUAGAAAUUCUACUCCAUACAAUUUUCUAUAUCGUUUUAUUGAGUCCUAGAAAUGUUGGCAUUUGUUUUCCAUGCAGGCAGACGAUCCUCUUGCCAGGCUUUGCGAUGUUGAGAUAGAUUUAAUGUUUUGCGUUUGCUUCGUUUCCUGAAGAGCAUUAAAAUGUUUAUUUGAUUUAACCCUUCCUGCCCCUGGAGAUUCAUGAGGUGUACCUGUCCCGUGCAUGUUUCCCUUUUUUAUUGUAUUAAUAAUAGAUUACUUUUAAGAUCAGAACUUGAAUUUGUUAACUGAUCAUUUAUCGUUUCUGGACCUCUUAUUUGUUAAGACUUCUGAGGAUAUUUGAUGGCCAACCAACUCACUUUACCUGCACUUGUGUCUGUUUAUUAGGAGCCACUGCUUGGUUAUCAGCCUCUCUGACUUAAUUAAUUGUGAUAUUUUAAUUAUUUAAUUGGGAAGAUCUUUUGAUUUCAUCAGUUCUGAAGUGGCUACCUCAUCUUUGUUAUAUAGCUUCUCAAUCGGCUUUCUAUUUAAACAUAUUUCAUUCAAUAAGUGCUUCUUACUUGAUACUUAAUUAAUGUUUCGCCGUUGCCCUCACUAAGAUAAGUAAUAUUACUGGUAGAAUAUCAGGAAUCUCAUCGUAAAAGUAAUGAUAACAAGUUUAAGAACUGACAUCAAUCUGAAGAGAUCUGACAAGACGCAUAAUUUUUUAGCUUAAGAAUAAUUAUAAAUUUAGUGUGAAGAGUUUCAAUUGCCGUGAAUAUCACAUAAGUCGUGGUCAAGUUAAAAUAGAAAUAAUCGAAACCUUUUAUUGCUCAGUCUUGACUUGUUUACUUGAAGAGUAGUUAUAAACUAUGUGUAAACCUGUGCCUUACGAAAUGCGUCUAGUUCUUCGUGUGAUGUUAGUAUGCUAUGCUGGUAUACCUUGCCUGGUGCUGGUAUGCCUUGCCUGGUGCUGGUAUACCUUGCCUGGUGCUGGUAUGCCUUGCCUGGUGCUGGUAUGCCUUGCCUGGUGCUGGUAUACCUUGCCUGGUGCUGGUAUAACUUGCCUGGUGCUGCUAUGCCUUGCCUGGUGCUGGUAUGCCUUGCCUGGUGCUGGUAUGCCUUGCCUGGUGCUGGUAUAUAUGCCUAUGCACAUGUCUUUCGUUCAAACUUUGACGCUCUGAGGCGAGCGCGUUUCAUCUUGGUAAUGUAUUCAACGAGAUUGAAUUUAAUGUGUUCAUAUCAACACUUUGAGAUUUAAUGUAGCCCCUUUGUAAUGCCGAGUGAUGUUAUCUUUAUAUUACUCACAAAACUCGUACCUCAUUUGUCUCGAUUAUUGUGUCGGAAUAUCCAUGUUUAUAAUCAAAAUGUUUCAGUUACCCUUACACACCUCAUGUUUAUUAAAAUUACUCCUGGAAA